AUGCCUUUGUUGUCUUGUCUUGUCUUGUCUUGUCUUGUCUUGUCUUGUCUUGUCUUGACCGUCUUGACUGUCUUGACUAUUGUCAUGCCCGUUGAGCCGAUGAAGAAGAAAGAAGAAAAGAAGAAGAAAAAUCGAACAUUGUUCGACAACUCAGAUGAUGAAGAUGAAGAUUGUGAUGAAGACGUACAUGACACCAAGGACAAGGAUGCAGGAGGAAAAGGAGGGUCGAGCUCUGCGGAGGCCUCGAAGCCUGAGGAGGAAGGGAAAAAGGACACCAAGAGAAAGAGAGAGGAAGCGGAGGAGGCAAACAAGGGCAAGGACAAGAAAACAAAGACAGGACAGGAGGCGGAGGGUUCAAAGCAGCAAGAGCUGAAGAGAACCGUGUUCGUGAGAAACAUUCCAUUGGAGGCCUCGGACCAAGAGGUCAAGGAAACGUUCCGAAGGUUUGGCAAGAUAAAACUCUGCAAGCUGGUGCUUGACAAGGCAACGGGGAAGCACAAGGGGACGGCGUUCAUCCAGUACGCGGAGGAGGAGGCGGCAGCCAAGGCGGUGGAGGCAGGAGGAGCCUUCACCGGGAGCGAGGAGUGGGAGAAGGUGCAGAAGAAGAAAGAUAAGCUGCAAUCAGUUUCCUUCAUCAAGAGCACGUUGGAGAGAGAAUUUCAAGAAACACUCUCCCUUCAUGGAAGGCAUUUGUUUGUCGCUUUUGCCGUCGACAGAAAUGAUGUGGAGAAAGUUUCAUCAAACAAGGAGAAGAUCGACAAGACUCGCCUGUCAGUUCGCAACUUGAGCAAGGACAUGACGGAGCCCCAGCUGAAGGCUCUGUUCAAGACCGCAGUCGAGGUCUCCGCUGUCUGUCCUCCUCCUCUCUCCUCACCGCCUUUCCCCUGCCAGAAUGCAAGCGGCAAGGACGACACGAGCAAAGUACAAGUGUUGUCGGCCAAACUCGUUCGGAACAAAGAAAAAGUUGAUCCGGUGACAAACAAGUUUCAAUCCAAAGGCUAUGGCUUCGUGGAGUUCAGCGAGCACGAACAUGCGCUGCUGGCUUUACGUAAGCUCAACAAUUGUCCUAUCACUGCAAAGAAGCACAACCAAGGGAAGAGACUGAUGAUCGACUUCGCCAUCGACGAUGCCAGGAUCCUUCGACAGCGGCGGAUCAAGGAGGAGAGGACGCAGAGGGCAAAACUUCGCCGGCAGGCCAACGAGGAAGUAGAGGAGAGUGAGGAGAAGAAGGCAGGGAGAGGAGCGCGGCAGAGGAUGAAGAAGAAGGAGAAGCGUGCAGCAUCGGCAUCGGCAAAAGGCGACGAGAAAGAAGGACGAGGCAAGGCAAGUCCAGCAGCUGCCCAGCAGAAAAAACAGGAGAAGCCGAAGAAGCAGCAGACUGCAGGAGAAGGAAGAGGCACAAAGACUGAGACGAGGAAGAGAAAGUUGGACGUCAAAGAUGGAGGCAUCGACAAGGAGAUCCACAACAUUAUCAAGCAUGAGCCGACGGGGAGUGUGAAGAGAAGUAAGAAGACCAGGAAGGAUGUCGUUGAUGACUUCGACAAACUUGUACAGAAAUACAACAAGACUCUUUUCAAAGCAGACGACGCAAGAUGGUUUGAUUGA
Molecule: messenger RNA, 1605 nt
Organism: Guillardia theta CCMP2712
Lineage: Eukaryota; Cryptophyceae; Pyrenomonadales; Geminigeraceae
Exons: 15
Coding region: 1-1605 (534 amino acids)
Molecular function (GO): RNA binding
Source: RefSeq, a predicted model, not a curated record